UUAUACCGCUCGCCCCAUCCCCACCGUCCCCUCUUCCCCACUUACACCCCGCCACCCGCCACCCCCCACUACACACCCCAGCAGCGCGUCGCGUCGGUCGCGUGGGAUUUCUCGUCGUACUCACCCGUCUUAUCAACCUUCGCCCCAACGGCCUCCCGCUUCCCAGCAAGCGUAGUACGCCUUCCCAUUUCCUACCCUCCACCCUAUUCCCCCCUGGAGCCACCCGCCUUAUAUACUCGAGGCCCCUCAGCGCGUCCCCCACCACACUCCUUAAACACCACCACCCCUCUCCCCCAGCCUACUUCUCAGCAGCAUCCCAAUGGGCAAGUCUGUCAACAAGAAAAAGUCGCAGUCCGGCCUCUCCACCCCUCCCACCCUAUCCACCACCCCGCCCAACAAGGCGCUCUACCCCACCAUCUCCCUCCGCUCGUCCUCCCCCUCCUCGAUCGCUUCCCGGGAGAACGACCACGCCCAAGGCAGCUCCGCCCCUUCCACCCAGCUGUCAGCCCGUUCGUCUCUGAUGAACGUCCUCACCAAACCGCGGCACUCGCCCAUGUCGUCGAUCUCGGGCGGCGAGGGCCUGAUGACACCCGAGGAGGAGUACUCUGACCUCUCUACGGUCAGCAGCUACGCCUCUAGCAUCAUCUCUGGCACCCACAACAAGGAGAGCGUGGGGGUGGAAGAGAUCGCCAAGGUGUAUGAGGAUUAUUUGGAGACGCCGUUUGUGCAGACAAAGGCUACGAUCAAGCAUAGCGAAUUUGGGCAUGACAACAACCCGAAUUGGAGGUGGACCAGUCAGUGGAACCCGAACGAGGCGAUUCAUGCCGAGGAAGAGCCUCAACCGUCAUACUUCACUUUGCUCAGUACAUACACCAGUUACAUCGUCCUCAUCGUCAUCGGACACAUCCGUGACUUUUUCGGCAAGUAUUUCACUCCCCAGAACUAUGCCCACCUCAUGCCCCAGAACGGCUACGCCGCUCUGAACUCUGAUUUCGACUCGUUCUACACCCGUCGCUUGAAGCAGCGUCUCGACGACUGUUUCGCUCGCCCCACCACCGGUGUCCCCGGCCGUACCGUCGUAUGCUACGACCGUGUCUCCAACGACCAGAACAACAACUUUCACUUUACCGGUACUACCACCCGCGCCCUCAACGUCUCGUCCUACAACUAUCUCGGGUUCGCCUCGUCCACUGGCGGGUGUGCUGAUGCCGUCGAGCUCGCUAUCAAGCGAUACGGUGUGGCCUCUGGCGGUGUACGACAUGACGCGGGUACUACCGACUUGCACGUCCAGUGCGAAAAGCUCGUCGCCAAGUUUAUGGGUGUGGAGUCUGCCAUGAUCCACUCGAUGGGCUACGCCACCAACUCGACCACCAUCCCCGCCCUCGUCGGUAAAGGCUGCCUCGUCAUUUCCGACGAGUUCAACCACGCCUCGAUCCGAACGGGUGUCCGUAUGAGCGGUGCCGCCAUGCGAUGGUUCAAGCACAACGACAUGAAGGCUUUGGAAAAGCUGUUGAGAGAAGUCAUCAGCCAGGGUCAGACGAGGACGCACAGGCCUUGGAAGAAGAUUUUGGUCAUUGUGGAGGGUUUGUUCUCGAUGGAGGGAAGUUUGGUGCCUUUGCCCAUUCUCAUGGACCUCAAGAGGCGUUACAAGUUCUACUUGUACGUCGACGAAGCCCACUCUGUCGGUGCUAUGGGCCCCAACGGCCGAGGCGUCUGCGACUAUUUCGGUAUCGACCCCCGCGAAAUCGACAUUCUCAUGGGCACCGUCACAAAGUCUUUCGGUGCUGCCGGCGGCUACGUCGCCGGCUCCAAAGAGCUCAUCGACCGCCUCCGCGUCCGAUCCCACGCUACCGCCUACGCCGAGUCUGUCUCCCCCGCCGUCCUUGCCCAGAUCAUCGCCUCCAUGGGCAGCAUCAUGGGCAUCGCCCCCCCUCUCGCCGCGCCCGCCGACGACGAUUCCGACGCGCUCUCCAUCGCCUCCCGUCCUGCCGUAUACGGCCCCGCCCCCGCCUCCCUCCUCCCCCCAUGGCUCACCCUCCCUCCCCAGCUCUUGAACGGCACAGAGGGCCGCGAGCGUCUACGCCGUAUCGCCUUCAACGCCCGCUACCUCUCCUCCGGGCUGCGCAAACUCGGCUUCAUCGUCUACGGCAACCGCGACUCCCCCAUCAUCCCGCUCCUCAUCUACCAACCCGGCAAGAUGGGCUACUUUUCACGUAUGAUGCUCGAACGCGUCGGGGCGGACAAGACGCCCAUCGUCGUCGUCGUCGUCGCCUACCCCGCCACGCCGCUCAUCACCUCGCGCGUGAGGUUCUGCCUGAGCGCGAGCCAUACGAAGAAUGAUAUUGAUCUGAUUCUGAGGGCGUGUGAUGAGGUGGGGGAUGUGCUGGGGUUGAAGUAUGCGAGGCAGGAGAUGAGUGUGGAGGAGGUUAUUGGGAGUGCGGAGGAGUUGGUGGCUGCUUCGAGCGUUUAAGCGUCUCUAGCGUCCUGAGCGUUGGAGUUUGAGCGUUGGAGCAGGCACACGAUGGACUUGUAGCUAUUAUUUAUCGAUAUUUGGAGAAGGAGCAGGAUCAGGGGUAAAGGGGAGUAUUUACCCCGGGAAUCCUUCGACUACCGCAUCACCCCCCCACCCUUUCUUUUCAACAACAAACCAAUUAAACCAUUUCGCAUCUUGUCUAUCAUCUCGUUCCCCUCUUCUUUUCUCCUUUUAUUCUUCUUAUUUCUUUUUCAGGGGUUCCUUAUCAUGAUAGUCACUUGUUCCGCUUCAUAGUAUUUCCUCUUCAUCGACUUUUUUCUCUCUAGUAUUCUGCAUUCAUGUGAACACCUAUCCGAUAGCCUACGGGGGAAGGUUUGGCAUGUGUGUAAUAGCAGUUUGAGAUCAAUAUGAAUUACCGAGAUACAUAUAGACACCCAACAGAUCUCGG
Molecule: messenger RNA, 2921 nt
Organism: Cryptococcus amylolentus CBS 6039
Lineage: Eukaryota; Fungi; Basidiomycota; Tremellomycetes; Tremellales; Cryptococcaceae
Exons: 5
Coding region: 320-2470 (716 amino acids)
Biological process (GO): ceramide biosynthetic process; sphingosine biosynthetic process
Cellular component (GO): serine palmitoyltransferase complex
Molecular function (GO): pyridoxal phosphate binding; serine C-palmitoyltransferase activity
Source: RefSeq, a predicted model, not a curated record